GGGAUCUGUGUUUUUUCGUCGUCGUCACCACUUUUUAAUUGUUUUCAAAAUAAUUAACUAGUUUUACUUAAUUAAUUAUUUAAUUAAUUAAGUAUUCUGUAGUCGUGGUGGUGGUGGUGGUGAUGGGCCCAGUUGGACACGACUAAUUUGUAAUGUAAUUUGUCGAGACAAUAAUAAAUAAAGUAUGUCCGUUUUAAGCCAUUUGACACGACAUAUUGCUCGUUCGAGUAGUAGCAAAAUACCAUUUUUUGGAACGGGGAACAAUGUCUUUGUCGUCCCUUCGAGAAGUCUGUUGUCCUUUGGUCAACCAACGUUGGAAUCGCAUGCAGAGUUUUUCGGGGGGCCGAUGGAGAUUAUGCCUGGUUUGUAUAGAGAAGAAUUGAAGAAUCGUAGGAAUUCUUUGUGCAAUAUGAUUCUGGAUUGGUCGUCUAAAACGGAAUCACGGUCUUCCGACUUGAGCCAUCUGAUUUUCAUUCCAGCCUCGAGGAAGAAAUAUAUGACUGAAAAUAUUCCCUAUCCGUUUCGGCAGAAUUCAAAUUUCCUCUAUCUGAGUGGAAGUUUUGAUCCGGAAGCACUGAUAAUCCUUUGUGCCAAUCGAACAGAGCAGAUACACAUGCUUUUCUUGGCGGAUCCUGAUCCAAUGGCGGAACUUUGGGACGGCCCGAAAACAUCGGUGAAAGCAGCAGUUGACCAUUAUGGAUUCGAUAGAGCCUUCCAAAUGUCGGAAUUUGAUGGAUUUGUUCGGGAAUUUUCAAGGCUGACCAACAAAGUUAAAGUUUGGUGUGAAGAGAAAGAAAUUGUGGAGAAAUUACUUCAUCCCACGUAUGGAUUUGAAUUAAAAAACACGGAAUCUCCAAAGGCCAUCUUGGACGCCAUGCGUGUAAUAAAAUCACCCUCUGAAAUCAGCCUGUUGCGUCAAUCUUGCAAAAUAGCAUCUGAAGCAUUUCAACAAACGAUCAAAUACUGUGCAGAAAAAUGCUCACAAGGCGAGCCUCUUAGUGAACAUCAAAUCUGGGCAAAAAUCGAUUACGAAAGUCGAAUUCAUGGUGCAGAUCGGCUCGCCUAUCCUCCCGUUGUGGCCUCAGGCUCACGUGCAAAUGUGAUCCACUACGUUUUCAACAGCAACAAGUGCGACCCCAAGGAACUCGUAUUAGUCGACGCCGGUUGCGAAUUUUUCGGAUACUGCAGUGACAUUACUCGUACUUGGCCAGUCUCUGGAAAAUUUGUUGACGACCGACACAAAAGUCUGUACGAAAUGUUGCUCCAAGUGCAAAUCGAUCUGAUCAAACAAGUCCGACCAGGAAUUUCACUUGAUCACCUCUUCCGAAUAAUGAGCAGUCACUUGGUCAAGGGUCUAGAAGAGUUGGGCAUCAUCAAGCCGGGUUUAGGAAGCAGGAGCAAGUCGGACAUCGCCCUCCGUUUCUGCCCCCACCACGUCAGCCAUCACCUCGGGAUGGAUGUACACGACACGCCAUCAAUCGAACGAAAUGAUCCCCUCCAACCCGGCAUGAUUGUUACCAUCGAGCCAGGAAUCUACAUCCGGAAUGUCCCCUCUCAACGCGAAAUAUUAACCCCGGCUGGAAAGGAAUUUAUCGGAAUUGCUAUGCGGAUCGAAGAUGACGUAUUAGUCACGAAUGACGGCCAAAACGUGUUGUCGGGAAGUUGUCCAAAACACAUAGAAGAUAUCGAACGCUGGGGACACAUCAACUUGGCCAAGAGUGCUAGCCGAUUCUAGUAGUUUGUGUAGUCCACUUUUGUUGUUGUUAUGUUUCUCCUACUUACACGCAUAAAAAAGUAUUUUAAAAUGGUAUGAAAAACCGAAAGUAAAAACAACUCGAACAAAAAAAAAUUGGUUAAAAUUA
Molecule: messenger RNA, 1862 nt
Organism: Folsomia candida
Lineage: Eukaryota; Metazoa; Arthropoda; Collembola; Entomobryomorpha; Isotomidae
Product: xaa-Pro aminopeptidase 3
Exons: 5
Coding region: 185-1735 (516 amino acids)
Cellular component (GO): mitochondrion
Molecular function (GO): metalloaminopeptidase activity; manganese ion binding
Source: RefSeq, a predicted model, not a curated record